Molecule: messenger RNA, 690 nt
Organism: Zasmidium cellare ATCC 36951
Lineage: Eukaryota; Fungi; Ascomycota; Dothideomycetes; Mycosphaerellales; Mycosphaerellaceae
Exons: 4
Coding region: 1-690 (229 amino acids)
Molecular function (GO): oxidoreductase activity
Source: RefSeq, a predicted model, not a curated record
AUGGUCCGAUUCGACAUCAAAAUCUACACCGACACCAUAUGUCCAUGGUGCUACAUUGGCCACAAGUCGCUUGACAAAGCCAUUGGCUUGUACAAGAAGACAUACCCUGGAGGAUCUCGGGAUGACUUUGUCUUCACAUUUUCGCCUUACUAUCUCGAUCCGACCGCUCCCAAGGUCGCGAUUCCGUGGGAGCAACGCGUCGUCCAGAAGAAUGGCGACCACAUGCUCCAUGGCAUCAGGACCCGCCUGGAGAGGGUUGGCCGCGAAAAUGGCAUCCAGUUCAACUUCGAAAGCAAGAUUGGAAGCACGCGGGACUCUCAUCGACUUCUCCAACACGCCCGACAGACCAAAGGACCUGAAGCACAAAAGCAGCUGCUGGAGGAAAUCUUCGAAUGGCAUUUCGAGCAAGGUGGCGACAUAACGUCCCACGAGGGCCUGACUAGGGCGGCCACGACUAUCGGCUUGCCUGAAGACGAAAUAUCUGCAUUCCUGCUGAGCGAUGCUUAUGCUACUGAAGUCGACGCUUUGGCUUCCCAGGCAAGGCAAAAGGGUGUCUAUUCUGUUCCUACGAUCGAGAUCAACGGCAAAAAGAUCAAUGUUGAAGGGGCAGGUGAUGUCUCUGAGUUCUUUGAGGCUCUCAUCAAUGCGAGGCCCACUGUGGAGCCCCACGAUCGGUCGCAACCUAAUUGA